Lolium rigidum is the source of this 1555-nucleotide messenger RNA. RefSeq names its product mitochondrial uncoupling protein 5-like. The transcript has a single exon. Gene Ontology annotation, cellular component: mitochondrial membrane. Bases 347 to 1318 code for a protein of 323 amino acids. Gene Ontology annotation, biological process: oxaloacetate transport; thiosulfate transport; malate transmembrane transport. The record is from RefSeq and is a predicted model, not a curated record. Lineage: Eukaryota; Viridiplantae; Streptophyta; Magnoliopsida; Poales; Poaceae. Gene Ontology annotation, molecular function: thiosulfate transmembrane transporter activity; malate transmembrane transporter activity; oxaloacetate transmembrane transporter activity.
CCUAUAAAUAGCGCCUCCCUCUUCCUCCUCCACCUCCCACACAUCUCGCAGCCCGCCGGGGAAACAGGAAGCACGAGCAGCAUAUGUCACAGAGGCCCAGCGUCCCACACUCCGCCUCCAUAGCCUUCGCCCUCCAUUCCCACCUCCUCGUUUCCAGUGACAUGUGCCCAAGCUCCUACUGGGAAUAGCCCCUCGCCCAAAUCAGCCAUCUUUCCUUGAUUUGAUUUUAGCACUAGUACAUAUUAAGCUUUCUUUUCUUUGUCGGUUCUACUUUCCGGAUCUUUUUGGAUCUCGAUUCCGUCCAUCCAUCUGAGGAGGGGAAGGAAGAAGCUCGCAAGCAACCAACAUGGGCGCCAAGGGAUUCGUCGAGGGCGGCAUCGCCUCAAUCGUCGCCGGCUGCUCAACCCACCCGCUCGACCUCAUCAAGGUCCGGAUGCAGCUGCAAGGGGAGGCCUCCGCCGCCGCCACCGCCGCCGCGCCACAAGCCGCUCUCCGCCCGGCGCUCGCCUUCCAGUCGGGGACGCACACCGUCUCCCUCCCGGCACCUACGCCAAAGCCCGGGCCGAUCUCCGUCGGCGCGCAGAUCCUGCGCGCGGAGGGCGCCGCGGGCCUCUUCUCGGGCAUCUCCGCAACGGUCCUCCGCCAGACGCUCUACUCCACCACGCGGAUGGGGCUCUACGACAUCCUCAAGAAGCGGUGGACGCAGGAGAACGCCGGCGUGCUCCCCCUCCACCGCAAGAUCGCCGCCGGCCUCAUAGCCGGCGGCGUCGGCGCGGCGGUCGGCAACCCGGCCGACCUGGCCAUGGUGCGGAUGCAGGCGGACGGGCGCCUCCCGCUCGCCGACCGCCGCAACUACCGCAGCGUCGGCGACGCCAUCGCGCGCAUGACGCGCGACGAGGGCGUGCGCAGCCUCUGGCGCGGCUCCUCGCUCACCGUCAACCGCGCCAUGAUCGUCACCGCCUCGCAGCUCGCCACCUACGACCAGGCCAAGGAGGCCAUCCUGGCCCGCCGCGGCCCCGGCGCCGACGGCCUCGGCACGCACGUCGCCGCCAGCUUCGCGGCCGGGAUCGUGGCGGCUGCAGCGUCGAACCCAGUCGACGUGGUCAAGACCAGGGUCAUGAACAUGAAGGUCGCCCCCGGCGCGCCACCGCCGUACGCCGGCGCCGUCGACUGCGCGCUCAAGACGGUGCGGUCCGAGGGCGUCAUGGCGCUCUACAAGGGCUUCAUCCCCACCGUGUCGCGACAGGGCCCCUUCACCGUCGUGCUCUUCGUCACGCUCGAGCAGGUGCGCAAGGUCUUCAAGGACGUUGACUUCUAAUCAGGAUUUUCAUUCACCGAGGCCACGGCCACGGCCACCAUUGAUGAUGACGAAAACAAGCUUCUUCAUGCUGCUGCCUGCUGGUAUCUCAAUAAUUUUUACAGUAUUACCCGAGCCCCGCCCGGGGGCUCGGUUUAGCCGGAGAUUGUACCACCUUGCAUCCCCUUGUCAGCCUCAGUUCCUGCAUCCCAUUGUAUUCGGAUGGAUUCGAUCGAUUUCUAAUCAAUUUUUCAUUUU